AUGUGCUUGGGAACCAUAAUCCUGCCAAGGAAGUUGUGGCUUUGUCUCCCUCGUCUUCCCUCCUGUGUCGUAGGGGUUGGAAUCGAUGGCGGGAAUGACAAAGACUGGGAGGCCAACGCUGGCAAGAUCACGCUCAUUAAGAAGAAAGGGAAAGUGAAGGCUUUGGAUGAAGAAGUCAAUAAGCAGCAGGAUAUAGACCUGGACAUUGAGUUUGAUGUGCACCUUGGAAUCGCUCACACCCGCUGGGCCACCCAUGGUGAGCCUAAUCCGGUCAACAGCCACCCGCAGAGAUCCGACAAAAACAACGAAUUUAUUGUUAUCCACAACGGAAUAAUCACCAAUUACAAAGACCUGAAAAAGUUCUUGGAGAGCAAAGGCUAUGAAUUUGAAUCGGAAACCGAUACAGAAACCAUCGCCAAGCUUGUCAAGUACAUGUAUGACAACUGUGAAAGCGACGAUAUAAGUUUCACCACCUUGGUGGAGAGAGUCAUCCAACAGCUGGAAGGAGCCUUCGCUCUGGUGUUCAAAAGUGUCCAUUAUCCUGGCCAGGCAGUUGGCACAAGAAGGGGAAGCCCUCUGCUCAUCGGCGUUCGGAGCGAGCACAAGCUUUCCACUGAUCAUAUUCCGAUCUUGUACCGGACAGCCACACAGUCUGUAGAUCAUUCAUUUGAUGGCCUACCCAAAAAACCGGACGAAGGCAAAGACAAGAAGGGCACUUGCAGCCUCUCCCGCAUGGACAGCACUACCUGCCUCUUUCCUGUGGAAGAGAAAGCUGUGGAGUACUACUUCGCCUCUGAUGCCAGCGCUGUGAUUGAGCACACCAACAGGGUGAUUUUUCUGGAAGAUGAUGACGUGGCAGCCGUGGUCGAAGGCCGCCUCUCCAUACAUCGCAUCAAGAGAAAUGCUGGAGAUCACCCUGGCCGGGCAAUUCAGACCCUCCAGAUGGAGCUGCAACAGAUCAUGAAGGGUAACUUCAGUUCAUUCAUGCAAAAGGAAAUAUUUGAGCAGCCAGAAUCGGUCGUGAACACCAUGAGAGGAAGAGUCAACUUCGAUGACUACACAGUGAACCUCGGGGGCUUGAAGGACCAUAUCAAGGAGAUCCAGAGAUGCCGGCGUCUGAUCCUCAUCGCUUGUGGGACAAGCUACCAUGCAGCUGUCGCUACUCGCCAAGUGCUGGAAGAACUGACCGAACUGCCUGUCAUGGUGGAACUGGCCAGUGACUUCUUGGACAGAAAUACUCCCGUUUUCCGAGAUGAUGUCUGCUUCUUCAUCAGCCAGUCAGGGGAAACGGCCGACACCUUGAUGGCCCUUCGGUACUGCAAGGAGAGGGGAGCCCUCACUGUGGGCAUCACCAAUACCGUCGGGAGCUCCAUUUCCCGGGAGACGGACUGCGGGGUGCAUAUCAACGCAGGGCCAGAGAUCGGGGUGGCCAGCACAAAGGCCUACACAAGCCAGUUUGUCUCCCUAGUAAUGUUUGCGCUCAUGAUGUGCGACGACAGAAUUUCCAUGCAAGAACGGCGGAAAGAGAUCAUGCGAGGCCUCAAGUUGUUGCCAGACUUGAUAAAAGAAGUGCUGAGCAUGGACGAUGAGAUCCAGAAAUUGGCCACCGAGCUCUACCACCAGAAGUCGGUGCUCAUUAUGGGGCGGGGAUAUCACUACGCGACCUGCCUGGAAGGCGCCCUGAAAAUCAAAGAGAUCACCUACAUGCACUCGGAGGGCAUCUUGGCCGGUGAGCUGAAGCAUGGACCCCUGGCCCUGGUGGACAAGCUGAUGCCCGUCAUUAUGAUCAUCAUGAGGGACAACACCUACGCCAAGUGCCAGAAUGCGCUGCAGCAGGUCAUGGCGCGCCAGGGGCGGCCUGUCGUGAUUUGUGAUAAGGAAGAUAUCGAGACCAUCAAAAAUAACAAGCGGACCAUCAAAGUUCCCCAUUCGGUGGACUGUCUGCAGGGCAUCCUGAGUGUGAUUCCUUUACAGCUGCUGGCUUUCCAUCUAGCUGUUCUCAGAGGCUACGAUGUUGACUUUCCAAGAAACUUGGCCAAAUCCGUUACGGUGGAAUGAGGUGCUGCUCGCCCAAGGCUGACAAAAAGGGAUUUCCUCCCCUUCCUUCACUUUUGGUACCGAAAAAACCCCCGCUGAUUUUAAAACAUUUCUCCCGUGAUCGAUUCUUACUUCCAAUAUGGAAAAAAAUCUUUAUACUGUAAUUGUUGCAUUGGUGAUAGUUAGGAGCUGAAUCCACAAAGCUCCUGGUAGCAUUUGUUCAGUGGCAGCGAAGUCAAAGAGUAAUGGGUUUUUUUUCCUCCUUUUGGUUUUUU
Messenger RNA from Pantherophis guttatus, 2312 nucleotides. The record is from RefSeq and is a predicted model, not a curated record. NCBI's taxonomy places the organism in Eukaryota, Metazoa, Chordata, Lepidosauria, Squamata, Colubridae.